AUGGAAGUUCUUUUUAAUAUUGAUACCAGAACUUUAAAAAGAUAUGUUGAUGAAUAUAUAAUAUAUACAAAACAAUUAGCAAUUAAUAAUUUCCAAUCAAUAUUUAAUGAUAGAAAAGAUAAAUCAAAUAGUUGUGACUAUAAUGAUGGUGUUAAACAAUAUACAGUAACAAUGGUGGUGGAUGGAUCGGAACAACAAAUAACUAUUCCCACCAAUGAAAAAUUAAGAAAUAUGUUAUACAGUGGUAAAAAAUGUAAAUCAACUUUAACUCUACUAGUUUAUUGUUGUCCUAAUAGUGGGAAAAUAUUACACAUAGGGUACCCAAGUGGUGGUUGUAAAAACGAUAUUAAUUUAUUUCAAAGAGAUUUAGAAUUUAUUAAAUCAUUAGAUGAAAAUGUUGAUUCCGUGUUUGGUGACAAAAGAUUCAGGGGUUUAACAAAACAUUUCAAAAAUAUAUUUACGAUCCCAUCAGGUCAAAGAACUGAUUACCAAAAAUAA
This is a messenger RNA of Dictyostelium discoideum AX4, 498 nucleotides long. RefSeq lists its product as hypothetical. The coding region runs from base 1 to 498 and encodes 165 amino acids. The transcript has a single exon. Lineage: Eukaryota; Evosea; Eumycetozoa; Dictyosteliales; Dictyosteliaceae. The record is from RefSeq and is a predicted model, not a curated record.